UGCUCGACGAGCCAUGCAAAUAGUAACACCCGCAAACGCCUGAACACAAAUAUCCUUUAAUAUUUGGUUUUCUAUUAGCCUGGACAACUGGAUUUGCUUAAGAAAGGGACCUGAAAUAUCUGGUGCUGCACUUUGCACAUAGAGUUCGACAACAUGGUUAACAUCACAGAGAAGAUCAAGGAGAUAGAGGCGGAAAUGGCUAGAACGCAGAAAAAUAAAGCAACAGAGUAUCACCUUGGACUGUUGAAAGGAAAACUUGCGCGGCUAAGAGCCCAACUUCUUGAACCCGGACCAGGCAGUGGAAGCAGCGGUGGUGCUGGUUUUGAUGUGUCGAAGUCUGGCGAUGCUCGUAUUGCUCUUGUCGGCUUCCCCUCAGUUGGAAAAUCCACAUUUUUGUCGAAGAUCACAAAGACCAAGUCAGAAGUAGCCGCGUACGCGUUCACAACAUUGACAGCCAUUCCUGGCGUUCUUGAGUAUGGCGGUGCCGAGAUUCAAGUCCUGGAUCUUCCCGGCAUCAUUGAAGGAGCUGCAGAGGGCAAAGGUCGAGGACGACAAGUCAUCAGUGCAGCCAAGACUAGCGACAUGAUCAUGAUGGUUCUCGAUGCGACAAAACGAGCCGAGCAAAGAGCAUUGUUGGAAGCGGAACUGGAAGCCGUAGGCAUUCGGCUGAACAGAGAACCUCCAAAUAUAUACGUGAAGGCAAAGAAAGCCGGUGGGAUGAAGAUCAGUUUUCAGUCUCCGCCGAAGAAUCUGGAUGAGAAAAUGGUAUACAACAUCAUGCGCGAUUACAAGAUGCUAAAUUGCGAGGUGCUUGUAAGAGACGAAAACGCGACUGUUGAUGAUCUAAUCGACGUGAUAAUGAAAGAUCAUCGCAAGUACAUAAAAUGCCUUUACGUCUACAACAAAAUUGACUCCAUCUCCCUUGAACACCUUGACAAACUUGCUCGUGAACCCAACACCGCAAUCAUGUCAUGUGAGCUCGAUCUCGGCAUUGACGACGUCAUCGACCGUGCUUGGGAGAUGCUCAAUCUUAUCAGAAUAUAUACAAAGCGGAAGGGUGUGGAUCCUGACUUUAACGAAGCGCUGAUUGUGCGAAAUGGAAGUACGAUCGAGGAUGUGUGUGAUCGCAUCCAUCGAACAUUGAAAGAGACGUUCAAGUAUGCGCUGGUCUGGGGAGCAAGCGCGAGACACGUUCCGCAACGAGUAGGAUUGGGGCAUGUGGUGAGCGAUGAAGAUGUUGUCAGCAUAGUCGCAAAAUGACAUUGUCGAGUCGUGCAGAGGCUGUGACAGUCAUGUAAACAAUAAUUAUGAAUGAAAAACGCAUUUGUCAGACUAACGAUGUUUACAUCACUCUUAUGAUGGCAAC
Messenger RNA from Verruconis gallopava, 1366 nucleotides. RefSeq lists its product as uncharacterized. The transcript is spliced from 6 exons. NCBI's taxonomy places the organism in Eukaryota, Fungi, Ascomycota, Dothideomycetes, Venturiales, Sympoventuriaceae. Gene Ontology annotation, biological process: cytoplasmic translation. The record is from RefSeq and is a predicted model, not a curated record. Gene Ontology annotation, cellular component: cytoplasm. Bases 154 to 1260 code for a protein of 368 amino acids. Gene Ontology annotation, molecular function: GTPase activity; GTP binding.